AUGAUGCUGUCGGAAGGAGACGUCAUUUACUGCUUCAGCGAUUCGCCCAGUCUUGACGGUUCUCAACUGAUAGCGCAAGCUACCGCGACAACGACGGCCACUUGGCAACCUGUCCGCCCCACCGUUUUUACGAAAAUUGACAGUUUGACACUUCUUCUUCUUCCUUCUCUUUCCGUCCACGCUUCCUCCAACUCUACCCCGGACUUCAGUAGAGGGGAAAGAAAUAUCAUAUUUUUACCACUAUGA
Rodentolepis nana is the source of this 246-nucleotide messenger RNA. The record is from the annotation of a GenBank genome assembly. Lineage: Eukaryota; Metazoa; Platyhelminthes; Cestoda; Cyclophyllidea; Hymenolepididae.